Seminavis robusta is the source of this 1590-nucleotide messenger RNA. The record is from the annotation of a GenBank genome assembly. NCBI's taxonomy places the organism in Eukaryota, Bacillariophyta, Bacillariophyceae, Naviculales, Naviculaceae.
CUGGCUUUCUCUAAACCCACAACCCACCUAGCUAGAUCUUUAGGUCGGCCUCGACGAAGACAACACUUCCGCUGAAGUCCACAUGGUACAGCGUCGUACCCACAAUCUCUCGUGCGAACAGAACACAUGUAAUGGGGUCCAACGAUAAUAACAUCAAUGAUGGCCAUCCUAGCACGAACAAGAACAGGGUUCAAAAGCGUGGCACAUUUGCCGAUCGGGCCAAUCGACUGCGUCAACGGUUGGGUCUGGAAGCCAAGAUGAUUCGAGAAUUCGAUCAGGUUGUCUUUUCCAAUACGCUACUUCAGCUGGAUGUGUGGCAAGUGUUGGACCAAGAGCGAGAUUUUGCCUGGAGCGUCUUUCAGAGUGCAGGGAUUGUCGAAGGCACUCUGGCGUUUGGGUUGACCUUUUUCGGUCUGAAUCGCUUGCCUCGUAUGGUGGCACGACGAGCCGCACGAAAGCAGUCGUCGUACCAAUUGGACAAAUUUCCCAAGGCGCCCACACAAUCUCCCUUUCAACAACCACAACACCAAUGGAACAAACAGCAAGUCAUUCAGUCCCGAAGACGCUUCCUGUUUUCUGCCAUGGAGCUUACGUUUGAUUUGGGCAUGAGCUUGGGAAUGGGUGCUGGAGUCGCCUUUAUAAGAUCCAAUCACAAACAGGCCGAGCAAGCAUUGCUACAAGUACCCAUGCAACCGGGUAGAUCGCUCAUUUCAGAUCAUUUAUGUGACAAUUUGCUGCAGGAAUAUCAACGUCAGUGGCUACUGCUGAACGAAGAAGCAGAUUCCAUGGACGACGACCACAAUGCUGCCGCACCUCCGAGUCGACGGGACAUUUUGAGAGAACCAACCCAUCGCAAUUUAAAAUUCUAUACCCAAUUGGCAGCCAAUUGUCGACAUCGAAUAGUCAUGGAAGAACAAAUCAGAGGCCAUCAGCCGACAAGAGCAGAUGGAGAGGAUCAGCAGUCUCCGGUCGAGAUACCUGAUACUGGAGUCAUUCCCAUGUCGGAAGAUCCUCUCGUAGCCUGGAUGCUGGAACUGGAAUUUGACCAUGUUCAUGAGCAGCAUACCGCCAACAAAAACCAUGCUACUGAGUAGCUUUCUGCCAGGCUUGCAUGCAAGUAACUGCCAAAUCUUACGUGGGGGAAGUCCUGUUCUCAUCAUUGUAUGUGACCGUCGGACAAAUGAAUGCAUGCCUAACGGCAGCUAGCUAGAAAGUGGUACUGUACUUACGCAUUCCUCAUUCUAUUUCAUGGAGUGGCUUGUGUACCUGGUAGUACCGGAAGGAAAGAUAGCGCACAGAGCAGGCUGCCAAUACCUUCGAGGGGAAGUCCUCAGGGAAACGAUUUCUUGAUCCCAAGCCCUCGCAUCGGAAGUACCAUUGAGACAACGCUACACAACUCAUUGUCGUUGUCGGCCUGUUACACUCAUCACCCUCAAAUGGAAAUGUCUUUCCAUGUCGACAUUUCCCGUCCACUCACUGGCCCUGCUUUGGCGGAGGGAUACCCGAUCCCGUGGACAGCCAGCCAUUCUGCGUGUUUCCGGGCGCCCGUACUCUUAAUUUUAAGAAUCUAGAUUACCAUUCUCAGCAGGG